AUGAGUUCUCAGUGGCUAAGUAAGGCUUUUAUGAAGAAGAUCUGUGAAAACCCGAAAAUCAAGUUGAGAAGUUUGAUAAAGAAGGCUCAUAGCAAGUGGAAUGUGGAUCUCACAAUGACCAAAGCUGCCAGAGUGAAGCAGCAAGCCCUGGAUGAAAUUAAUGGUACCUAUGGAGAGCAAUAUAGGAAGAUUCAUGACUAUGCUGCGGAGUUACUAAGGUCUAAUCCAGGGUCCACUGUUCAGAUACAAGUGGAGAGACCUCCUAAAUUUGAGCUAGAGACACCACCUCUUGGUACGGACCUAAGACCACGAUUUCAGAGGAUCUAUAUCUGCUUGGAAGCUUGUAAACGGAGUUUCAUGGUGUGCAGACCCAUGAUUGGCCUUGAUGGAUGCUUCAUCAAGACUCCAUAUGGGGGUCAAUUGCUAACAGCAAUUGGAUGGGACCCCAAUGAUCAGAUCCUGCCAAUUGCCUAUGCUGUUGUUGAAGCAGAGACGAAAGAUUCGUGGAGAUGGUUUUUGUUGAAUCUGUGUGAUGAUUUGGGAGUUGAUAAGAUCAGAUGGUGUAUAUUCAUGAGCGACCAACAAAAGGGAUUGAUUCCAACCUUUGAUGAGUUGCUGCCUGGCAUAGACCACCGUUUUUGUGUCAGGCACUUAUAUAGCAACUUCAGAAAAAGGUUCCCAGGUGUUCAGCUAAAGAUGAUGAUGUGGAAGGCUGCAAAGGCAACAUAUGUCCAGGAAUGGGAGAGGAGGAUGAAGGAGAUUCAGCAGGUUGAUCAAGGAGCUUAUAAUCAUCUCAUGGAGAUCCCUGCCAAGUAUUGGAGCAAGUCCAGGUUUAAUUAUUUUCCUAGAGUUGAUACACUUGUUAACAACAUGUGUGAGUGUUUUAACUCUGUUAUUGUAGAGGCUAGAGAGAAACCGAUUGUGUCUAUGCUAGAAGACAUUAGGGUUUAUCUAAUGAAUAGGUGGUCUGAUAAUAGGCAAAGUAUAGUAACAUAUGCCGGAGAAAUAUUGCAAAAAAUAAACAAGAAAAUUGAAAGGGAGUUUGAUAAGGGUGGGGAGUGGCUGGCCAUAUAUGCUGGUAGGGACAAAUAUGAAGUGUCUAGCAGUCAGGGUAAUAGAGCCAAGUUUGUUGUGGACUUAAACUUACAUGAGUGCUCCUGUAGAAAAUUUCAACUAGCAGGUUACCCUUGUGAGCAUGCCAUGAGCUGCAUUAGGAAAAUGUGUCUAGAUGUUAAGAACUAUGUCAACAAGUGUUAUAGGAAAGAGACCUACGUGGACUGCUACCAACAUGUAAUCUACCCACUGAAUGGACCAAAUCUCUGGUCCCGGACUGAGAAUGAUGAUGUGCUGCCACCAGUGUUUAGGAAACCAAUAGGGUGCCCAAAACUGAGGAGGAACAAGACUGGUGAUGAGCCACGCAACAAUGGACCACUGUCUAAGUUAGCCAGGACUGGACAGCAACAAAAAUAUUCAUAUUGUUUUGCACUUGGUCACAACAAAAGAACCUGCCCUAGAAAACGUAAGAUGGAGGCCGCAGCAAAAAAGAAUGCAACUGCACAAUCCAAGAAAGGGGCCAAGAAAGGGGCUGGCACAACUAGGACUCCAAAACCCAACAAGAUCCCUGCCAAGACAACAACACAGCCAGCAACAAGAGUUCAGCCAAAGAGGAAGAGCAGUACACAAGUUGGAGGAAGCCAGGAGUCACAGACAUCAUCCAAGAGAGCUAGAUGCAGCAGCAGUGCCAGUCAACCACAACCAUCAACAGCAACAGUCACUAGCCCAUCUAAGAGGACCCUGAGGUUCAUGGCAAAAACACCACCUAGGGCCUGGAAGGCAUUGGGAUGA
Messenger RNA from Arachis stenosperma, 1845 nucleotides. RefSeq lists its product as uncharacterized. The coding region runs from base 1 to 1845 and encodes 614 amino acids. Gene Ontology annotation, molecular function: zinc ion binding. Lineage: Eukaryota; Viridiplantae; Streptophyta; Magnoliopsida; Fabales; Fabaceae. The record is from RefSeq and is a predicted model, not a curated record. The transcript is spliced from 3 exons.